Messenger RNA from Torulaspora delbrueckii, 1125 nucleotides. RefSeq names its product co-chaperone SGT1 (gene SGT1). The transcript has a single exon. Lineage: Eukaryota; Fungi; Ascomycota; Saccharomycetes; Saccharomycetales; Saccharomycetaceae. Gene Ontology annotation, biological process: protein stabilization. The coding region runs from base 1 to 1125 and encodes 374 amino acids. Gene Ontology annotation, molecular function: protein-folding chaperone binding. The record is from RefSeq and is a predicted model, not a curated record.
AUGCCAGUUGAUAGAGACUUAAAGCAAGCGUACAAGACGCUUUACGAUGAUCACGAUGCACUGGGUGCGUUGAAGUUGUGCGAUGUCAUAUUGAAAGAAAAUCCUGGGAAUCUUAUGGGUACGAUAUAUAAGGCCAGUUGUUUGGAGAAAUUAUAUUACGGAUCUUCUGAUUGGCAUAAUGACCAGACGCUAGAAAAUGCAAAGCACUUGUUGAGUGAUGCAUUGAAUGUGGCUCGGGGUAGAGGGGACAGGUCAAAGAUAGGGCUCGUUUACUUUCGCCUAUUUGUUCAUUAUUUUAACAAUAAGCAGUAUGAAGAGGCUGAUGAGUAUAUGAAGAACUGCAAGGAAUAUGAUUAUAAAGAUGAUACGUUACCUAUGUGGGAAUUACAAUUGGACAAGAAAUUGAAGAAGCUGGCCAAGAAGUCACCGAAGGAAACUAGGGCUGAACGUAUCGAAAAGCCGCAGAAAGAAACUGUAACACAAUUAGUGAAUGAAGAAAAGACACCUAUCAAUGAACCAAAAUUUAGGACCGACUGGUAUCAAUCGGCAACCGAGGUUGUAAUAUCAUUAUUCACAGCACAUUUACCUCGCUCUGGUAACGACGUAAACAUCGAAGUCUCACCUAAUGACCCAAAGAGGUUAGAAGUUGUGUAUCAGAUUCCAGAGACUGGCUCAGAAUUUCAAUAUACUGUGAUUUUGGCCCAUGAAGUAAACUCCAAAGAGAUCCAGGUCAAGGUAUUCAUAAAGAAAAUUGAAAUCACUCUGAAAAAAUUAGAAAAUAAACAGUGGAAAACUUUAGAGCUUCAGGAUUCUUUUGUUGACUCAGUUUCGACUUCAGCGCCUAACACAGCGGAAGCUUCGAAUACCCUGAAUUACCCAUCAUCAUCUAGAAAACAAAUUGAUUGGUCAAAGAUAGACCUAGACGACGGUGCUGAGGAGGCAGCAUCAGCAGACGCUUUCUUCCAAAACUUGUAUGCUGAUGCUGAUUCUGACACUAAGAGAGCCAUGAUGAAAUCAUUCAUCGAAAGCAACGGUACUGCACUUAACACCAAUUGGGAGGAUGUUUCCAAGAAAAAAGUUGAAACUUCACCUCCAGAAGGUAUGGAGGUCAAGAGUUGGCAAUAG